This is a messenger RNA of Nicrophorus vespilloides, 1463 nucleotides long. It is a transcript of the gene Yif1, whose product is annotated as protein YIF1B. The record is from RefSeq and is a predicted model, not a curated record. Gene Ontology annotation, cellular component: endoplasmic reticulum-Golgi intermediate compartment; endoplasmic reticulum membrane; COPII-coated ER to Golgi transport vesicle. Bases 143 to 1171 code for a protein of 342 amino acids. The transcript is spliced from 4 exons. Lineage: Eukaryota; Metazoa; Arthropoda; Insecta; Coleoptera; Silphidae. Gene Ontology annotation, biological process: endoplasmic reticulum to Golgi vesicle-mediated transport.
AUACUAGUGAUAGUGACAGUUGGGUUGAAAAUAUAUGUAGCAUGAGUGACGUGUCUUACUUUCUGAAAGAAGUUUGGGGGAUAAAAUAUUGAAAAUAAAGAAGCACUUAUAGAAUUUGAUACAUUAGAAAUUAAUUAUAACAAUGAAUUUCAAUGCUAAUUCUGGCCCUAAGCAGCCUUUUGGUCGCAAAAUCAAAAGGGUUAGCGAUGUGAAUGCUAUGGGAUACAAUCCAUAUACUCAGCCGCAACCUUUUCCAAAUGGACAAGAUGCAGCACAACCACAGCCUGCAUUUAACCCCCAACAUCAACCAGCACAAGAGUUUAAUCAAAGUUAUACUCAACCAAACAAUGUACCAUACAAUAAUUUUGACACAAAUCAGUAUGCAAAUGUUCCUGGCAUUGGAGUAUUUGCUCAACCAAUGGUUCAGAACAUGGCCAUGCAAUACACACAACAACUGGCUAAUACAGGUACAACAAUGGUGAAGAAAGAGAUUGAACGGUUUGUACCUGUGAACCGUUUGAAAUACUACUUUGCCGUGGAUACAAAAUACGUAUUGACGAAAUUGGGACUUCUGUUCUUUCCAUUCACGCAUGCCGAUUGGUCCGUGAAGUACGAACAGGACGGCCCCGUUCAGCCCAGGUUCGAGAUUAACGCUCCUGAUCUUUAUAUACCGACAAUGGCUUACGUCACUUACGUUUUGGUGGCUGGUCUAGUGUUAGGUAUGCAGCAGAGGUUCAGCCCUGAGCAAAUAGGGAUACAGUCUUCUUCAGCCUUAGCAUGGUGCCUUAUUGAAUUGGGAGUAUAUAAUGCAACCUUGUAUAUUUCCAACAUCCAGACAAGUUUGCGUACAUUAGAUCUUUUAGCGUAUAGUGGAUAUAAAUUUGUGGGAUUAAUAGUUAGCAUACUAUUGAGUAUAGUUGGAGGAUCGACCGCCUAUUUUUGCAUGCUUGGCUACUUCAGUUUAGCACUUGCCUUCUUCCUAGUGCGCUCAUUGAGAGCUCAAGUUUUGCCAGAAAUCUCGCAGCAAGAAGCGUAUUACGGAGAUAACGUACCGUCGUCAGGCAAUAAAAGGCGAUUAUACUUUUUGCUUUUUGUAGCCGCCGCUCAGCCGGUUCUUUCUUGGUGGCUCUCUUACCAUUUGAUUAGGUACACUCCCUCAGUAACACUAUAAAAUAAUAAUUUAUUACCCAUAAUCAUUAUUUUUGGACACGCGUUUCGUUUGAUUACUUUAGUACCGAUUAUUAUAUACUUAAUUUAUUGUGGUGUGCUAAUUUACGAAUAAUAGCAUUAUGCAAGUCGUCGUGUCCAAAACUUGUAAUCAUGUAAUCCUUUGUAUAAGAUAAAUAAUAAAUAUAAUAUAUUUUAUACAUAUAUAUUUUGUAUUUGCUAGAAGACAUCCGUUGUAAAUGUCGACGUGGUUUAAUAUAAUUUAUUUAAAUACAAAUACCAUGUGUGUUCACAAA